Molecule: messenger RNA, 908 nt
Organism: Cladocopium goreaui
Lineage: Eukaryota; Dinophyceae; Suessiales; Symbiodiniaceae
Source: the annotation of a GenBank genome assembly
UCUGCGGAGCGCGAGCCUUCUUUGAGAGGAAGGUUGGUGCUGCGGCUCAAGAGGUUGAACAUGCGCUGGGAAGCACGAUUUGGCUCCAGAUGGAGGGGAGGAUUUUUUUGUCUGCUUGGCCUUGCCUGUCUGUUGAGGCGAAACGUGAUGCCGGCCUUUGCCGAGACUGCAGAGGGAGCUGCUGUCGCCGCGAGAGCGACGCUUCGGCAAGCUACACUUGGCGCAGGGCAAGAACGACCUGCAGAGAAUGCUGUGCUGCGGGCAUUGCUGGAUCUGCAAAAAGAGAAAACACAGUUGAACAAGGACGCCGUCCGGAUGCAGGCGGAUCCCUAUCUGGGAAAGCUCACGGGCAGUGGCCGAAGUGGCGGUAAGAGAUGGCGCCUGGUGUAUUUGGCCACCCGCAACGCUGUGGUGGCGGAGCGAAAGGGCCAAGCGCCUCCGUCCUUUUUCGAUCGCGGCUGGUAUGUGGAUGGAUUGGUGACCGCCGUGCAGCGCUUUGAAGAUAGUCCUGCGGCGCACGUGAAUCAGAACGGCGUCUUUGAAUUUCUGGGUCUCGGGGGGUUCUUCUUCGGUUACUUUGCUCGUUUCAAAUGGCCCUCGCCAGAGAAGCGAACGACCUUAGCCUUCCAACCCAUCACCAACAAUCUCAAGCUCUUUGGUCAGGACUGGUCCUGGCCCUUUGCGGCUUCCGGCGCCGCUGGCGCCGGGCCCGAGGGUGAUGCCCAAUUCGAGGCGUCCCGUCUUCAAGAUCUGAACAUCUUCAACUUUUUCUACGUGGACGACCAGGUCGCCGUGGCUCAGGGCGCCUCAGGAAGUGUGGCGCUGUGGGGGGCUACGGAUCCGGAGUGGGACCAGAAGCAUCUCAUCCCAGUGGAGGGCGAAGCGUAGCCAACCUGGCUGGAAAAUGG